UUGAAAAUAGAGGUUAUACUGUACUGUAGGGUAGAAUGCACAGUUUUUUAAAUUUUUGUAGAUUUAAAUAUCUGGAAAAUAACUUAAGGAAUGCUAGUUCAUUUUUAUGUUUAAAGAAGACAAGCAAAUAUAAGACUGUUAGACAUUUUUCUGUUGAAAAUAAGCUAGUAAAAGAUGAGAAAUCUGAAAAAUUUAUACCGUUCCUGCAGAGGAUUAACCUGAGGCGAUCAGAAGCGAGAAGAAGUAUAGUUGUUCAAGUACAAUCUUCACAAUCUUUUAAAGAAUUAUAUGCCUAUUGCAAUUCUAUAGGAAAAAUAAAAUAUAUGUUCCAUUAUUCUGUAGGCAUUGAGCCAUUGCACUUCAUAAUUGUAGAAUUUGAAACUGAUACUGAUAUCACAAAUAUUAAGAAGUCCAGCAUAUUUGUUGAAGGAAGCUUAGGACUACCUACACAAUCACAUUUUGUGUGGUUUAGGGCCGCACAUAAAAAAUUACCAAAAUUAAAACAAAUAAAAUCUACUUGUCUGCAAAUAGAAAAUGGUACUGCAAUUAAAGAGGAAGAAGUGAUCAAUCAAAUGUUAAGCAAAUCAGAAAAUAUUUCAGAUCAGAUAAAAACUCUCCAUGAAAUUACUAAAUUAAAUGAUGUUGGUACCCGUUUAAGGUUUUUAACUGCUCUUCAAAUUGAAGAUGCAGUCAACGGAAUGUUUCCUCAUGCAGUUGCUUAUCCUUUUGGAUCCAGUGUGAAUGGAUAUGGCAAAAUGGGAUGUGAUUUGGAUCUAUUUUUAAAGUUAGCUGCUGACAAGCCUAAUAGUGAAAAUGGAAGACUAGUAUUUCAUUGUAAACCACUUAAUGGUUCAGAAAGAACCAUGAAUCAGAAGUACAUGGAGACAUUGGGCGAUUUAAUCUACCUUUUUUUACCUGGAUGUGGACAAGUUAGGAGGAUUCUACAAGCUAGAGUACCGAUUGUUAAAUACCAACAACAGUUAACAGAUGUUGAGUGUGAUGUAUCAAUGACAAAUAUGUCUGGUGUUCACAUGUCAGAUUUUCUGUAUAUAAUGGGAGAACAAGAUGACCGAGUAAGGCCAUUAAUAUUUGCAAUAAGGAAGUGGGCGAAUAUUGCUGGUAUUACAAAUUCGUCUCCAGGAAGAUGGAUUUCGAAUUUUUCUCUUACACUUCUAGUUCUGGCCUUUCUUCAGAACCCUUUAAGUGGAAAACCAGUAUUGCCAUCAUUAAAUAAAUUAUCGGAACUAUCAGGUCCUGAAGACAAAUUUCAAUUAGAGGAUGGAACAGACGUCUCAUUCCUAAGAGAUAUAAGAAAAUAUAAAACCAAAACAAAAAAUACGGACUCAUUAGAACAGCUACUGAAGGAAUUCUUUGAGUAUUACGCCCAUUUUGACUUCGAAAACAAAGCAGUCUGUCUGAACGAAACAGUCAAUGUACCAAAGCCAGAAUUUAGCCCUAUGUAUAUAGUAAACCCAUUAGAAAGGGGUUUGAAUGUUAGUAAAAAUGUUAGUUCAGACGAAGUAGUAAGAUUUAAAAACGAAGUUAGAAAUGCGGCAUGGAUGUUAGAAUCGCAGGAGUCAAAAUCGACACAUUGGGGUCUUCUUUCAAUUUUGCAAAAUAAAAGAACAAAUAGUAUAUUACAAGCGGUUUCAGCUCAUUCACAACAGGGAAGAUUGGUAGAAGUUAGUACCUUAUUUGAAAGAGAAGAUGAAGAUAACAAAAAACAAAAUAAAAGAAGUAAUGUGAAGAAUAGUCAGAGGUAGCAUAUGUUUAUACAUUUUUUUGUUACAUAAUAAAUAUUUUAUAA
Molecule: messenger RNA, 1807 nt
Organism: Diabrotica balteata
Lineage: Eukaryota; Metazoa; Arthropoda; Insecta; Coleoptera; Chrysomelidae
Source: the annotation of a GenBank genome assembly